UGGGUCAGCAGACCAACUCCUCCACCAACUUUGCUUCCAUACACCUCUGCAAAGAUUUCAUACUCACUCGAGAUUUUGCUCUUACCACAAGAUGACGAGAAUUUUAACAACUUGCAAAAUGGUGAAAACUUUAAGAAGAGGGUAUGGUGUUUUCCACAGGGCUGCUCAGCACAGCCAAUACUUUUCAAAAACUGGUAUCCAGUCACUCAGUGUGAAGGCACAGACUGCCAACUUGGUCUUGGAAGAUGGAACCAAGAUGAAGGGCUACUCCUUUGGCCAUCCUUCCUCUACAGCUGGAGAAGUUGUGUUCAAUACUGGCCUUGCUGGGUAUACAGAAAGUUUGACUGACCCCAGCUAUCAUGGGCAGAUUCUCACAAUGGUUAAUCCCAUCAUAGGCAAUGGUGGAGUUCCAGAUACUACUGCUUUGGAUGAAAUGGGUCUCAGCAAGUUUUUGGAGUCUGACGGCAUCAAGGCUUCAGGCUUGCUUGUGUUGGACUAUAGCAAUGAAUACAGUCACUGGAGGGCUGUCAAAACCCUUGGGGAAUGGUUGAAAGAAGAAAAGGUCCCAGCUCUUUAUGGUAUUGAUACCAGAAUGCUCUCUAAAAUGAUUCGAGACAAGGGCACUGUUCUUGGGAAAAUUGAAUUUGAGGGUCAGCCUGUGGAAUUUGUGGAUCCAAAUGAGAGAAAUCUGAUUGCAGAAGUGUCAACCAAGGCCGUCAAAGUAUAUGGCAAAGGAAAUCCAAUCAAAAUUGUGGCUGUGGACUGUGGAUUAAAGCAGAAUGCUAUUCGUUUACUAGUAAAGAGAGGAGCUGAAGUACAUCUGGUUCCUUGGAAUCAUGAUUUCACCCAGAUGGACUAUGAUGGGCUUUUCAUUUCCGGUGGUCCUGGUGAUCCAACACAAGCACAAGAGCUCAUUAGGAAUGUCAGAAAGGUCCUAGAGAGUGACCACCAGGAGCCAUUGUUUGGAAUUGGUUCAGGAAACCUAAUCACUGGCCUAGCAGCAGGGGCUUCAUCCUACAAAAUGCCCAUGGCCAACAGGGGACAGAAUCAGCCGGUCGUGAACAUGAUGAAUGGACAGGCUUUCAUUACUGCUCAGAAUCAUGGCUAUGCGAUCGACAGCAACUCCCUCCCUCCUGGCUGGAAGCCUCUUUUUGUGAAUGCAAAUGACCAGACAAAUGAGGGAAUUAUGCAUGAGGACAAGCCUAUUUUUACAGCACAGUUUUACCCAGAAGGCAAUCCAGGACCAACAGACACAGAGUUCUUAUUUGAUUCAUUUAUUUCACUGAUCAAGAAGGGAAAAGGGACACACAUUGCUUCGGUGCUGCCCAAGGCCACAGCUGCAACGUCGAGAGUUGAGGUUUCCAAAGUUCUGAUCCUAGGAUCAGGCGGUUUGUCCAUCGGUCAAGCAGGAGAAUUUGAUUAUUCUGGAUCACAGGCUGUCAAAGCCAUGAAGGAAGAAAAUGUAAAAACUAUCCUGAUGAAUCCCAACAUUGCCUCUGUUCAGACCAAUGAGGUUGGCCCAAAACAGGCUGAUACGGUGUACUUCCUCCCAAUUACGCCACAUUUCGUGACAGAGGUCAUCAAAGCAGAACGACCAGAUGGGAUCAUUCUUGGCAUGGGCGGGCAGACUGCUCUUAACUGUGGAGUAGAGCUGUUCAAACGUGGCAUUCUGCAGGAACAUGGAGUUAAAGUCCUUGGAACAUCAGUUGAAGCCAUCAUGGCCACGGAGGACAGGCAAAUGUUUCUGGACAAACUGACCGAAAUCAAUGAGCACGUUGCUCCCAGCUUUGCUGUGGAUUCUAUAGAAGAUGCUUUGGAAGCAGCAGAAAAAAUUGGUUACCCAGUCAUAAUACGUUCUGCUUAUGCUUUGGGUGGACUAGGAUCGGGUUUAUGUCUUGACAAGGAUCAGCUGCUGGAUCUUGGCACUAAGGCAUUUGCAAUGACCAAACAAAUUCUUGUGGAGAAGUCAGUAGUAGGAUGGAAGGAAAUUGAGUAUGAAGUUGUGAGAGAUGCAGCUGACAAUUGUAUCACUGUCUGCAAUAUGGAAAAUGUGGAUGCAAUGGGAGUGCAUACAGGAGAUUCCAUUGUAGUGGCUCCCAGUCAAACACUUUCAAAUGAAGAGCUGCAGAUGCUACGGGAAUCAACCAUCAAGGUUGUCCGCCACUUGAACAUUAUAGGAGAGUGUAACAUCCAGUAUGCCUUAAACCCUACUUCUCUGGAGUACUGCAUCAUUGAAGUUAAUGCGAGGCUCUCUAGAAGUUCUGCCUUGGCAUCAAAGGCCACAGGGUACCCGUUAGCAUUUAUUGCUGCCAAAAUAGCCCUUGGGAUUCCCUUACCAGAAAUUGAAAAUGUGGUAUCAGGAAAGACCACUGCCUGUUUUGAACCUAGCCUGGACUACAUAGUAACUAAGGUGCCCCGCUGGGACCUGGACAGAUUUCCAGGUGCCUCCAGUAAGAUCGGUAGCUCUAUGAAGAGCGUGGGUGAGGUUAUGGCUAUUGGGCGCACCUUUGAAGAGAGCUUUCAGAAGGCCUUAAGGAUGUGUCACCCUUCUGUUGAUGGCUUCACGGCAUGCCUGCCAAUGAACAAAGACUGGCCUUCUAAUGUGGAUCUCAGGAAAGACCUAGCUGAACCCUCCAGCAACCGGGUGUAUGCAAUGGCUAAGGCUUUGCAUGAGAAUAUCCCUGUGGAAGAUAUCCAUAAACUUACAGACAUCGAUAAGUGGUUCAUCUAUAAAAUGCACAAUAUUGUGAAAAUGGAGGAGCACUUGAAAGGUUUCAAUAGUGUGUCACUUCCAGAAGAAAGCCUGAGGAGAGCCAAGCAGAUCGGAUUCUCGGAUAAGCAGAUCGGGAAAUGCCUGGGAAUGUCUGAAGCACAAAGCAGAGAACUGAGGCUCAAGAAGAAAGUAACACCUUGGGUGAAACAGAUUGACACACUGGCAGGAGAAUACCCUGCUGUAACUAAUUACCUCUAUGUCACUUAUAAUGGCCAGGAGCAUGAUGUAAAAUUUGAUGACCGCGGAAUGAUGGUGUUAGGCUGUGGACCGUAUCACAUAGGAAGCAGUGUGGAGUUUGACUGGUGUGCCGUUUCUUGCAUCCGCACGUUGCGCCAGCUCCACAAAAAGACGGUUGUCGUGAACUGCAACCCAGAGACCGUGAGCACUGACUUUGAUGAGUGUGACAGGCUCUACUUUGAGGAACUGUCGUUGGAGAGGAUCUUGGAUAUCUACCAACGGGAGGACUGUGAUGGCUCCAUUAUCUCCGUAGGAGGACAGAUUCCAAAUAACCUGGCCAUGCCACUUUACAAAAAUGGAGUUAAAAUUAUGGGUACAAACCCGCUGCAGAUUGACCAGGCAGAAGACCGGUCUGUAUUCUCAGCUCUUCUAGAUGAGCUGCAGGUGGCCCAGGCACCUUGGAAGACCGUCGGUUCCUUGGACGAUGCAGUUGAAUUUGCGAACUUGGUUGGCUACCCAUGCUUGUUGAGACCUUCCUAUGUUUUGAGUGGUUCAGCAAUGAAUGUAGUAUAUACAGAAAAAGAGAUGAAAAAAUUCUUAGCAGCAGCAACUAGAGUUUCACAGGAGCAUCCUGUUGUAUUAACCAAAUUCAUUGAGGGAGCUCGAGAGGUGGAAAUGGAUGCUGUCGCAAAGAAUGGGAAGGUUAUCUGUCAUGCUGUUUCUGAGCAUGUGGAGGAUGCAGGCGUUCACUCUGGAGAUGCUACCUUGAUGUUCCCUGCACAGACAAUUAGCCAAGGAGCCUUGGAGAAGGUGAAAAUUGCAACCAAAAAAAUUGCAGAUGCUUUUGCUAUCUCUGGACCAUUCAAUGUUCAGUUUCUUGUCAGAGGAAAUGAUGUCUUGGUGAUCGAAUGCAACCUACGAGCCUCACGGUCUUUUCCGUUUGUGUCCAAGUCUCUUGGUCUGGAUUUCAUUGAUGUGGCUACUAAAGUGAUGACUGGGGAGCAAAUCCAUGAAUCUACUCUCCCUACACUGGCAAAACCCAUGGUUCCUUCAGACUAUGUGGGCAUUAAGGCGCCAAUGUUUUCCUGGCCUCGCCUGAGAGAUGUGGACCCUGUUCUCCGAUGUGAAAUGGCAUCCACUGGGGAGGUGGCCUGCUUUGGUGAAAAUGUCCAUUCUGCCUUCCUGAAGGCAAUGCUAUCGGCAGGAUUUAAGCUACCACAGAAGGGAAUUCUGCUUGGAAUCCAGAAUUCCUUCUGUCCCAAAUUCCUUGAUGAAGCACAGCAGCUGCAUAACCAAGGUUUCAAGCUUUAUGCUACAGAAGAAACCUUUAACUGGCUUCGUAACAACGAUGUUCCUGUACUUCCAGUUGCAUGGCCAUCCCAGGAUUGUGCAGACUCCACACUUCCUUCAGUCAGACAGCUCUUAAAAGAUGGGAACAUUGACUUGGUAAUUAACCUGUCCAAUAACAAUACAAAGUUUAUCCAUGACAAUUAUCUGAUCCGCAGAACAGCUGUUGACAGUGGAACCUCUCUGCUCACUAAUUUGCAGGUGGCAAAACUCUUCACUGAAGCUAUAAAACAUACUGGAAAACUGGACUCUAAAAGUCUCUUCCACUACAGAAGGUUUAAUGCCAGCACUGCAGCAUAGGAGAAGAAUCCAUUGACACGUCGUCUCGAUACUGAAGAGGAAUUAUUUUCCUGACCUACAGAUUUUCCCCAGUUUGGGGGAUUAUAGCUUUAAUUAAUGUCUUCAAAUGUCUCAUCUCCUGAUAUGGAGGCACUGUGACAAUCUGCAUAUUCCAUAUGCUGUCUCUUUGAAAAGACUGUAUUUGUGGAUAGUAUUCUUUUGCGUGGUUCCAUUGAAGUCUUCCACUGAAUUUCACGGGACUAGCUUCUGAGCACACAUGCAUAAAGUUUGGGUUGCAAAAUGGAAUCACAAAGGAGUAUGAAGUUUACUUAAAACGUGAAAGAAUAAAAUCAGUAUCUGUUCUAACCUUUGUCCUUCCUAAGCAUUUGUUCCUUUUCCUUUAAGCAAGUGAACAGAAUAUUCACAUGAUGGAACGAUUCCAGGACCAAGGUAUAUAGAUAUGAAAUAUUAUGAGGCACAGCAGAAUUAUAUUAGAUUUUAACAAACAAGCAAUCUGAUUUGCCUCUCCUCUGCUCCUCAUUGCAUAAUAGGAAACUCAAGCUGGAAUCCUGUUCAUCAAGGCAUAGUGUAAUUUUAUGCUGUUUCAAAUGUGCCAGGCAUUCUACCUGAGCAACUGGAACUGCGCAAGGUGCCUGCAUGCCUCUCAUUUCACCUGAUUGUGCACUGUGCUAGCAGAAGUGCUUUGUGGAUAGCACAUCUGCCUUGGCACAAAUGUAACUACUACAAGUGUAACACUGAGUUAUACCCAUGUGGCUAUGCAACAGGAUUUGAGCCACUGGCUUCUUCAGCCCAACCAACAAACAGAGGAAACCAAAAAGUCUCCCCAGGUGUUUUAUAGGUGGUUCAUGCUGGCCUUUAAAAGCUGAAUCUUUGCUUUUCACAAAGAUUCAUUCUAAAUCUGCCUUCGGUAGCCAGCGAACCAGUCAGAAAAUCCACAGUCUAGUUCAAAACUACCAUUUAUCUGUCAUAUACUCUUAAUCCAUUUUCUUCCUAACCACAGCUCAUUCUGAAGAAUUUCCUGCCCUCCCCUUUACAGUCAGUAAUCAGCCUUACCGUGCUUGAUUUACCUCAGUGAUAUUGCAAUCACUUGCUACAGAAUGUGAUGAAUGUGACAGGAACUGUUUCACGUAAAGAGAAUGACAGUUCACAGCCUUUUGGUGACAGCAGAUGACAGUAAUAGCACAGCUUCUUUUUGUUUCUUCUUUAUCCUGAAUCUGCCUGCUACCUUCUUUUAUGUAUUUGGGGCCGGUUUCUACUUUUUCUCAUUGUAUGAUGCAAGAGUGCCUCUAUGGGGCAUGCUUAUUAUUAAAAUAAUUCAUGUGGAAUGGU
Messenger RNA from Pogona vitticeps (central bearded dragon), 5926 nucleotides. The record is from RefSeq and is a predicted model, not a curated record. Lineage: Eukaryota; Metazoa; Chordata; Lepidosauria; Squamata; Agamidae.